Messenger RNA from Hyla sarda, 2548 nucleotides. RefSeq lists its product as uncharacterized. NCBI's taxonomy places the organism in Eukaryota, Metazoa, Chordata, Amphibia, Anura, Hylidae. The coding region runs from base 259 to 1518 and encodes 419 amino acids. The record is from RefSeq and is a predicted model, not a curated record. The transcript has 5 exons.
AUGUGGGAGGAGUCGAAUCGCCUCAAAACAUCGGCCACAUUAGGGCACGUAAAAUGCGCGUUGCCGUAAGGGAGAAACCAAAAAGCGGCUAUUAAGAGGGGGAGCCUCACCGGAAGGGUUCGUGCCUUUGCCUCUGACUAGUUUGGCGCCUGUAGAUUUUUUUUUCUUUGGUUGACACAAUACCGGCUAAUUAUCCCCUCCGGACCCAGCGAGGGAUCCCAAGCUGUGUGGAUAGUGUUGCUCACCAGUGCAGUCAGAAUGGAAGAGAAUGCAGCGAGGACCGACGAUAAUGGGAAUACACCCCUGCCUCCAGUAAGGCUUCCUUCAGCACAUAUGGCUCUACUGGUACUCCUAGCGAGAAGAAGAAAACUGAGAAGACAAGAGGCAGCCAGGCAAAAGCGACUAUGGAUUCAUCCUGUAAUCAGAAUGAAGCAAGAAAAGGGUCAUUUCAACAUGUUAUAUGCAGAUCUUCGCAGAUGCCCUGAUAAAUUUCAAGAGUUUAUCAAAAUGUCAACAUCUGCAUUUGACGGAUUGCUUGAUCUUAUGAGACCCCUACUUACUAUGCAGCAAACCUUACUGAGAAGGUGCAUCAGUCCGGAGCAGCGGCUGCUCAUAACUCUACGGUUCUUGGCAACUGGGGAGACAUAUUCUUCACUUCAUCAGCUGUUCCAUGUGGGGAAAUCUACAAUUUCUGGGAUUGUGAGAACCACUUGUGAACUGAUCUUUCAGAAUUUGCGGUCUUCUGUGAUGCCUACUCCCACCCAAGAGACAUGGCUGCAGAUUGCAGAGGGUUUUGAAAGUGAAGCUUCUUUCCCCAACUGCAUUGGUGCGGUCGAUGGGAGACAUUUACGUGUGCACCAACCACCGCAUUCUGGCUCCAAAAGCUUUAGCAAUAAGAAGUACUUCUCUGUGGUUCUUAUGGGAGUGGCAGAUACAAAGUAUAAGUUUGUUGCAUUUGAUGUAGGUGCGUAUGAUAGUACAGGAGAUGCCAGAGUGGUUGAAGCAUCACAGAUUAAGCAGAAAAUGCUGCAUGAGGAGGGGUGUUUGCCACCCUCAAGGCCUCUUCCAGGUACGACUCAGCCAGUGCCGUUUGUUAUGGUUUCAGAUGAAGCUUUCAGCGUAACUCACUGCCAGCUGCGCCCAUUCCCCAAAAAAGGUUUGGACACUCAAAGAAGGGUCUUUAAUUAUCGCCUUAGCCGGGCACGGAGGUACAUUGAGGGUGCCUUUGGAAUAUUGAUUAAAACAUAUAGGAUCUUUGGCUGUUCUAUACAGUUGGAUGUCGCCACAGUUGAUGCAGUUGUUAAGGCAUGCUGCAUCCUGCACAACUAUGUGAUAGGCCAUGAUGGUUAUAACGCAGAUGCAGAAGCCAAUGUGCCAUCUCUUGGCACUGCAAUCAACUGGCAGACAUCUGAGCCCGAUGAUUCAGGAUUAGAUGUCAGGGAUCACUUUGCUGAUUAUUUUAUGACACCUGAAGGAUCUGUGCCUUGGCAAAUGGCAUGUGUAGGUGGGACAACCUAACCAGUAAUGGUGGAGCUUCUUUACUUUUUUCAUCCAUUAUGUAUGAUGCCUUAAUUCAAGGUUUCUUUGCUCUCAAGCAAUCUGUAUUUUAUUUGCCAUUUUGUAUACAUAAAAUGUGUAGCUAUUUUUUGUUACUUAUUCUCUUGUGUUAAAGAAAAUGUAGAAACUACAUGACUGUCUGUUAACUGAAUUUGGACAUCAGUACAUUUCAUUAUCCUGAGACACUCAACAAAAAGGACACCCCAUGACGCUGUAUUUGUUUUUCCUUGUACAUUGAAAGCUGUGGUCUGACUGUGUGUAGUUGUGUCCAUUUAUUAUUUGAAGUCUUAUGUUUCUAUAUAAUAAGCAGUUGAUGGGAAGGAGGAGCAUGUGAGCGGAUGCACGCCGCUCACCCUCUAUCUGACCAAGCUGCAAGAGGAAACGCUGGGACCUGGGAUGCAGCGCUGAGGCGUGGAGAUGUUAAGGAGAUCGGAGGAGGAAGAGCUGUGGAUGGGGGACAAAGCUGUGGGCAGAGGACAACGGCAAAGCAAGAUUAGAAAUAGGUUUGCAGAGAGAGAUCAAGGGCUGGGCCUUUCAAGCAGAGGGCUAGGCAUGAGAAGUCACCGCAGACGGAAGAGUACAGCUGAGAGAGCCGGUGGCGCAGGGACACUGAGGAUAAGGUCAGAUCUGGUCCAUUAAUUUGACUUAGAACUGCUGAACUGGAGUCUAUAGACUGUGGGGACUGGUUGCAGAGACAGUGUAUACUAGAGAGGCUUUUUUUUCUUUUAAGCUGUUGCCCCCUGAAGGUUUUGUUGACUAUUUGGUUUCUUUUCAUCCAGAUAUCAUAAGGGAUUUUGGUGCCCUCUCACCCUCUACUCUGCUUUGGAUUUUUCUUUUUCCUCCCCUUGUCAUGGUGGUCCCAAGAGAGGAGGGUGUUGAUAUGUCUGUGGGAGAGGUAGGAGUGCUGGGACUGUGAAGUAUCCUGAGGUAAUAACUGCUGAGGAAUGCUAAGGCUGGGUUCACACCACGUUUUGUACUUACGGUUCCCGUA